UUUUAUCAUUCAUUAUUUGGUAAAAUAUUUUGAUAUCAUGCAAAGUUUAUUUGGGUAAAUUUACAUAUAUUUUCUUUUCUUCCCUUCCCUCAAUUAGUACUCCGAAACAAGUUAAAUUUUCACCUUCAUUCAUCUCCCAAACAACAUAUUACAAGCAUUACUCUCGAGCCGCCGAUCUCUCUCAUCGUCAGGCGUUUUAAUUUUAAUUUUUUCGGUAGAAAUCCUUACAAAAAAUGGAGACAGAUGGAGGCCGGAAGCUAAAGAUCGCCGUCAUCCAUCCUGACCUUGGAAUUGGUGGAGCUGAAAGAUUGAUCGUGGAUGCGGCAGUUGAACUUGCGGAACAUGGCCACAGUGUUCAUGUUUUCACAGCCCAUCAUGAAAGAAACCGUUGUUUCGAGGAAACAGUUGCUGGUCCUUUUCCUGUUACUGUAUACGGCGAUUUCUUGCCUCGCCAUAUUUUCUACCGCUUCCAUGCAGUGUGUGCAUAUCUUCGAUGUAUCUUUGUUGCCAUUUGUGUGCUUCUCUUCUGGUCAUCAUUCGACAUUGUAUUGGCAGACCAGGUCUCUGUAAUCGUUCCCCUCAUGAAAUUCAAAAGAUCAACGAAGAUAAUUUUCUACUGUCAUUUUCCGGAUUUGUUACUUGCACAACAUACAACUACUGCCAGGAGGUUGUACCGGAAACCAAUCGACUUGCUCGAAGAGGCAACUACUGGUAUGGCAGAUUUAGUACUUGUUAACAGCGGAUUCACCGCAUCUACAUUUGCAAAGACAUUCUCAUGUCUUCAUUCAAGAGGAGUCAGGCCUGCUAUUCUUUACCCUGCAGUCAACAUGGACCAAUUUGAUGGACCUUGUGCUUAUAAGUUGAAUUUCCUUUCUGUUAAUCGAUUUGAAAGAAAGAAGAAUCUUCAACUGGCAAUUUCGGCAUUUGCAUUGCUCCGUUCCUUGGGGAGUACUCUUCCUGACAAAAGCUUUUCUGAAGCUACCUUGACAAUAGCAGGUGGCUUUGACAAACGUCUGAAGGAAAAUGUCGAGUAUCUAGAGGAACUUAAAGAGUUGGCUGAAACUGAAGGAGUUUCUGAUCGUGUUAGGUUUGUUACAUCCUGCUCAACUGCAGAAAGAAAUGCUCUGCUCUCUGAAUGUCUCUGUGUUUUAUAUACCCCAACGGAUGAACACUUUGGCAUUGUUCCUCUAGAAGCAAUGGCAGCACAAAAACCUGUUAUUGCUUGCAACAGUGGAGGCCCAGUUGAGACGAUUAUACAUGAAACUACAGGAUUUCUCUGUGAUCCAACUCCUCUAGAAUUCUCGAAGCAUAUGGCUAAACUUAUGGCCACUCCUGAAAUGGCUAUAAAGUUGGGUAAAGAGGCACAUCGACAUGUCACUGAGAAAUUCUCUAUCAAGAUAUUCGGUGAACAGCUUAACCGUUAUGUUCUUGACACUUUCCAUCAAAGAAUAGAAUAAGAUACAAGUUGAUACUUUCGAGUUCCCAUUCAAAAUUUCAGAUGAUUCUAAAAUAUAUAACCCUCGGUUUUUUGUUUCUUAAAGGUCUGCGAUCUUGAACAUACUGAAAUUGAUACAUAUCUAAUGAGUAGUGGACAUGCUUUAGUGUAUUUAUCGAAUGUGUACAUACAUUUUCAGGUUAGUGACAUUUAGAGGAACUUGUCGCUUGUUUAGUCGAUUUAUUUGAAUUUAAAACCAAAUUUAGUAA
Asparagus officinalis (garden asparagus) is the source of this 1704-nucleotide messenger RNA. RefSeq names its product alpha-1,3/1,6-mannosyltransferase ALG2-like. Bases 234 to 1457 code for a protein of 407 amino acids. The transcript has 9 exons. Gene Ontology annotation, molecular function: GDP-Man:Man(1)GlcNAc(2)-PP-Dol alpha-1,3-mannosyltransferase activity; alpha-1,3-mannosyltransferase activity. The record is from RefSeq and is a predicted model, not a curated record. NCBI's taxonomy places the organism in Eukaryota, Viridiplantae, Streptophyta, Magnoliopsida, Asparagales, Asparagaceae.